UGCUCGUCACAGUGCUGUCGCGUCCUCCGUCCGGUGCAGAAUGAAUUCGAAAAAGUUGAAGACCACUCUACUACGUGCGAAGGAUAUCUUCUUGGAUUUCGCGUCGAAAACCUCAAUUCACGGGGUAAAGUACUUCGGUUGUCCGGAUCGUAACUGGUGUGAGAAGUUCUUCUGGAUGACUGUGUUUGGUUUGUCGGUGUGCAGUGGUGCCCUGCUGAUUCGGAAAGUGUACGACAAGUGGGAUCAAACUCCAGUGAUCGUGAGCUUCGAUGAGAAGUUCACUCCAGUGUGGCAAAUUCCUUUUCCGGCGGUGACUAUCUGCCCAGAAGUCAAAACUCCAAUCACGGUUAUGAAUUUUACCAAAGAAUUUCACCUGUUUAUGGAGCAAUCAUUUAAGAGAAACCGCCAUCAAACGAGGGACGACACUUUACUGGCAAUGAUGCAACUUUGCGAUCGAACAAACAUACUCAAUUUGAUCUCGAAAACCAUGACCAUACCUAACAAGAGGACUGGGGAAAGUUAUGCCUCCCUAAUCCGAUUGUUGAACAUCCCACAAACGGAAAUGUUGGACGAUUGCAUUUUCCUUAGCGAAAGAUUCAACUGCUCAGAGCUAUUCUCGUACACGCUAACCGAAGAAGGAGUCUGUCUCACAUUCAACAUACUUUCAGCCAAAGACAUGCUUCGCACGAAUGUCCUUCAGUCCAGUGAUCCCUACAUAACCGAACAAUCGGAGGCGCCCUAUUGGUCACUUGAGUUGGGAUAUUCUCGACAAGCAAACAUCACGUCAUACCCUCGACGUACACUCGGACCUGGCUACUCCGCAGGGCUAUCGCUUUUCCUACGGUCGGACCUCACCAACCAUGACUACCUCUGCAGGGGACCCAUUCACGGUUUUAAAAUCCUGUUGCACUCAUCCAGCGAGUUCCCCCAAGUUACGAACAAAUUCAUUCGGAUCCCCAUGAAUCACGAGGUAACGGUCGCCGUCAAACCGGAGAAGAUCUCCACCAACGACGGCUUGCAGGGCUACAGCCCGGAGCGACGGCAGUGCUUCUUCAACAGCGAGCGACAUCUGCAGUUCUUCCGAGUGUACAAUCAGGCGAACUGUGAGCUCGAGUGUUUGACUAAUUUUACCCUGCUUCGCUGCGGUUGUGUCAAGUUCUCGAUGCCUCGGACGAGUGCCACACCGGAAUGCGAAAUAAACCAGUUUUGGUGCAUGUGGAACGCGGAGAUCGAACUGCUCGAGAUGGGUCCUAUCGGGCAUAAGUUUGAGGAGCUCAAUUUCCGCGCCAAGUGUAAUUGCCUGCCGGCGUGUACCUCGGUGCAGUACGAUACGGAAAUCACUCAGGCGAAUUUCGACUGGAUGAAGUGGGCCCGCACGAUGAACGUCUCGGCGAUGGCAGUUAGAGGGUUGGAAAUUUCGCGACUGGGAAUCUACUACAAGGAGUCGCAGUUCAUGACUUCCAAGCGCAGUGAGCUGUACGGAUUGACGGACUUCUUGGCGAACUGCGGUGGACUUUUGGGAUUGUGUAUGGGCAUGAGUCUGCUCAGCCUGGUGGAGCUGUUUUAUUUUUGCUUCAUAAGACCGUUUGCGCUGUGGGGACAGCAAGGUGAUAAGAAGCAAAUCGAACAUGAUCGAGGCUCUUCAGUGGUAGACGAGAAAAAUAUUGCUGUGAAAGGAGAUUAAGUGCUAACCUGACAAUGGAAUUGGCCUUUUUUCAUUUAGAUCUUUGUUUGUUUAAGCAUGUUGAAUGGCAAAAAUUCUCAUCUAUUGUUGAACUCCCACGCAUUAUUUCAACAACAGGCAAGGAUUUUGACGAUUUGUGAAUUUAAGAUAAUUUUAAACACUAAAAUCGAAAAGAAAAUUAAAACGUAUUUAUGAUGUUAAACUGAAAUUAGAAAUCAAAUCGUAUAGGCAUGAAAUACUUAUGGUAAAACAGCAUGGCGCAAUUGAAAAUGCGAACAAAUAAAGAUAAA
Molecule: messenger RNA, 1974 nt
Organism: Armigeres subalbatus
Lineage: Eukaryota; Metazoa; Arthropoda; Insecta; Diptera; Culicidae
Product: pickpocket protein 28-like
Exons: 3
Coding region: 41-1684 (547 amino acids)
Biological process (GO): sodium ion transmembrane transport
Cellular component (GO): plasma membrane
Molecular function (GO): ligand-gated sodium channel activity
Source: RefSeq, a predicted model, not a curated record